AUGCCGGAGGAACUCACCAAGUAUAGCAAUACCAUCAAACCGGGAGAAGAAGUGCGCUCCUCCGAUACUGCUACGAGCUUGUUCGCAUCACUGCACGCCAACCCUACCUCGCCCGUACUCACCAACUUACUGCUGGCGGCGGCAGUGGAAAGCCUGACUUUUGAAGAUAUCCUCCUAUCUUUGCUUAGGCGCGAUGACUUCGAACUGCGUAUCCUCACAGCGGUUGUUGCAAAGGGUGUCGUGGCACUUGAAACGCUCCUUACGCAGCUGAAAGGCAAUGAGUGCAUCCGGCUCAACAUCAAGGAGACCGCUAUAGUGUAUCAGCAGCGCGAUGAUUUUGAUGAGGGUAUCCCAGAGGUUGCUCGAGUAGUCACGGCUUCGGACCUUGUUCUCGGCGAGUGGCUGUCCUGUUCGAGUUGCUGCUCCCUAGAUUGGGAGAAGCUGGUCAAUGACAAUGUAGUCGUUGGUGCAUCCAUCUCGACGGUAAUGGUCGGUCUCGACGAUGAUGGUCGGUGUCGAUGA
Dothidotthia symphoricarpi CBS 119687 is the source of this 522-nucleotide messenger RNA. RefSeq lists its product as uncharacterized. The coding region runs from base 1 to 522 and encodes 173 amino acids. The record is from RefSeq and is a predicted model, not a curated record. NCBI's taxonomy places the organism in Eukaryota, Fungi, Ascomycota, Dothideomycetes, Pleosporales, Dothidotthiaceae. The transcript has 5 exons.